AUAAAAUCAAACCACGCAUUCAAUGUCCAAUUCUCUCAACUAUAGUGCAACUCUUAAUAGUCACAUAAAUAGUAAGAAUAUUUAAGAUAAUUAGAUUUUACAAAUUCUCAAAAUUUCACUUAACCUUAUUGCAAUCUAUAACAAUAAAGUUCUACUUUUAGAGAAAUUAAUCAAGCAAUGACAAUUUAAAAUGAAAAUGAAAUGAAUAUUGAAAAAUUUGUAAAUAUUUUUAUAAUUCUUAGUCAUCAAAUAACUCCUCAAAUAUAGAAGGUAUUCUUAGAAAGGAAGAGGAUUCAUCCAUUUCAACAAUAUAGACUUUAAAAUAAGAAUUUAAUAGAGAAUCUCCUUAUAUAAAGAUUAGCGUAUAUAGACAACACCAACUGGCUAAUUAAAAAAUUUAUAUUCUUUAAGAUGACAAGUAAUUUCUUUCAUUUAUUAUUAGAAUCAUAGGUGGAAAUUAAGUUUAAAACAAUGAAAUUUAGAUAAUUAGAAGAAAGAAGGCAUUACGUGUUAGUGAUAACAAUAUGGAUUUUGGUAUGAAUAAACGUUAUUUUUAAGGUCUAUCUUCUUAAGAAAUAAAUAUUGAGUAAAUCCCUUGCAAAAUUUCCACAUAAUAUGGAUUUCGUUAUUCUAGUAGGAUCACUCCUCAGAUUCUAAUAUUACUUUCAUUGAAAUAUUUCAAUAAUAAGUUUGCUAUUAUGCCUACAAAUGUCUUCAAACUCAUUCAUUAAUUUAUUAAGUAAAGUUUUUUUUUCAAUUUUUUUAGAGAAGAACCGAAAUUCUAUGUUCAAGAUUGUGGAACAUAACUAAAAACCUUAGUUAGAAUUCAAAAGGAUAAUCCAAAAAUAAUGAAUUUAAAUAAUAAAUACCUGAUUGGAAAUGAUUUCUACUUUCAUGUUGUUUAGUUAAGCACAAAUCCAAAAUUAAAUGAUAAAAAAAAAGAAGAAACGGAUAUUGAUUACUUUUUCUAAACUUUAGUUAGAGAACAUGUAAGAGAUAGAACCAGAAUACAUGGAUUAACUAAAUAGGAAUAAGCUAUUUUUUAAUGUAUAGACAUUUGACAUAACAUUCUAGAGUAUUUAUAAAAUUAUACAUAAAUGAAAAAGAAAGGGAGAAAACAAUACAGUCUAUUAAAUUGUAAUAGACCAUUUCUUAAGAUUCAAUUUGAUACACCUGUAAUUAAAUAAAUGGCUGUAUUUAUUGCAAAUCAAGGAGAAUAAUAAAUUUUUAAAAUUGGAAGAUGUUAAGAUUGUGACAUAAUUAUUAACAUGAAUACUAUUUCUAGAAAACAAACAUAAAUUAAGUUCAACAAAAAUAAAUGGGAAAUAUCUGAUGGAGAAGGAGUAAAACAAUCUGCCAAUGGUACUUGGUAGUCACUAUAAGAAUGUCAAAGCUCUUUAAAUCCUAUAGUUUAAUCAAGUUAACCAUUAUAAAUAGAGGACAAAAUGGAAAUUAAAAUUUGUGAAAACAUUUUUAGAUUUGACAAGAUAGGGUUUGGUAUCUCGAAAAGGUAUAAAAUUAUUUAUAUUUUUUUUAGAAGAAAAUUAAAUAAUUUAUUAUACUAGGAACUAAAAAAUAUUGAUUAAUAAUGA
Paramecium sonneborni is the source of this 1592-nucleotide messenger RNA. NCBI's taxonomy places the organism in Eukaryota, Ciliophora, Oligohymenophorea, Peniculida, Parameciidae. The record is from the annotation of a GenBank genome assembly.